GCUGCAGACCAUCGGCAUAGCCACUGAGCAGGACUUCGGCGAUACAGGCUCAAAGCAACCAGGAUGGAUAUUUUGGGCCCAAACUUCCCGCACCUGCUCCCCCAGUGGCCGACUGUACAGCAGAUGAAGAACGCUGAGUCGUUUAAAAUACGUGGCCAACGUGGCGUCGCCAAUGGUGAGUCGAGAGUAUCUGUGGUAGGAACUGCAGCUGAUGUGAAAAGACGAAACAGCUUCUGCUGACGGCGUUUCCAAGUGCGAUGAAGCUUUCCUGGAAAGCUUGAUCGAACACCUUGGAUACAUGGACCUUCUUGUUCUACGAGCCGGCGAUUACCUGAAUGUCGCUGCGACCUACAAGGCCUACGGAGGCAACCCGCUCAACUACAACCGCAACGUCCACGUCCGCGAAGCCGUGACUGUUGUCAGCAAGGUCACGCCUGAGAUUGAGCGUUUGAGCAAACACGCCGAGUUGUUCGUUAGCGAAGAUCGCAGAGCCGAAUUUCUUCAAGAAGCUGGCGUAGUUGCACGCUUGAGUCGAGAGAUGCUUGAGAUUGACGCUGCGAUCGCCAAGCUGCAGCCAUCGCUCCAGAACGAGCUCAACAGUUCGUUCUCGCGGAGGCCGAUCGAUGAGCAGACAGGAGCCCGUGUUCAACCAUGGCAAUCUUUUGCACAACCCCUCAACGUCAACGGUCUGCAAGCCAGAGACGAUUGGGAAAAGAUUCAGCAAGACGUACCUGACAUGCACCUCGAGCGCGCCAAUCUACUCCCAAUGAGCGCGUCCCUCAUUGCUGAGCGCUACAGACAGCGAGCACAGUUCCUGGUGGACAAUUCGAAGAAUCCAACUGAUGAAGAGCGCGCUUUCGUGCAGCCAACCGCUGCCAUACUUCAGGAUACUGACCGUCGAGAUGAUCACACUGCUACGGUCAAGCGAACAGUGGCUGUGACAGCCCAGGAAGUCGAGAGAAGCAAAGACCGAUUCGCUUGGGGCAAGCAAGAGAGAGUCGCAGAGAUGGCUCGCAUCAUGGCGCUGCUGAACAACGACGUGACCACCUUGCCAGGACAAGUUCGCCCGCCUGCCGUGUUUAUGGGCACAUUCCGUUCCGAGGAAGGAAUGCGGGCCUUGAGGGAGAAAAUAGCGGCCGAGAAGAAGGAGCUGGAAGAUGAAGAGUAGGUUCUCGGAUACCUUCUGAGCGUGUGCGGAGCGUGAGCAUAUCGCAUUUUGCUUGGCCGGACAAUGAGUGUCAAACCGGCUGGUCAUGAGAUUCUCCACUCCAGGAAGAAAGUUGGUGCGACUUGCGAUAGCAUAGUAGGAGCUUAAUACACACUCGCUCCUGCGUUAUUUGAAUCUUUCAAACUCUUCUUCCUUCUUUGGCAGCACAUAGGCUUGCAUCGCGGUCGCUGAGUGCCAUGGUCCAAGGCCAUGUCAACUUCGGCCGUCAACAGAUCACACGCAAAGCAGAGACUUGAGUUACUUCAGACAACUCGAUCCCACAACCUGUACAAUAUUCCUGAGUAUGGACGUGCCAUCUUUGCAGAGGACGGAUCAGAUCGAGGCCAACUUCAACACAGUCUCGCGAACAAGCACGC
Molecule: messenger RNA, 1584 nt
Organism: Cercospora beticola
Lineage: Eukaryota; Fungi; Ascomycota; Dothideomycetes; Mycosphaerellales; Mycosphaerellaceae
Source: RefSeq, a predicted model, not a curated record